Molecule: messenger RNA, 1887 nt
Organism: Closterium sp. Naga37s-1
Lineage: Eukaryota; Viridiplantae; Streptophyta; Zygnematophyceae; Desmidiales; Closteriaceae
Source: the annotation of a GenBank genome assembly
AUGACUGAGAACGAUCAUCACCGAGCCGAUUCAACGCACAACGCGGCUGGUGCUACUACUCCAUCCGCCGCCGCACGAGCACCGCCGCGCUCGCGCCCCACCCUGAAAUGCAGCUCGUUGGGCAGCACGGCCGCGUCGACUGUCCCUCAAUCCCGCCGACCGCAGCAUUACGACACGUGGCACGGCGAUUCGCUCGAUCGCGUCCCGAUUCCGACUCGAAAGGUGCACACCGUCGAAUCGCCGGUCACAUCUCGCGCGUCGCAUCGUUUUUCGCCGCGAGAAUCGCGGCGACUGCAGCUUCACCCAGCAGCGGAAGGCCCUGGUGGACAGCGCGCCGAGCCUUACAGUCAUUACCCUUCACCGCGCUCGUCCGGCGGAACCGCCGCGGUUCACGCACCGAAGAGCCGGUCAGACCCUCACUUCGCCGCUGUCGACAAGCGCCCCGUGCUCCACGCGCCGCAGCGGCAGCCUUCAGGCGACCUGGGGGCGAGAGGGCCGACGAGGACGCUGAGCCGUCAGAUUCGGCUCGCGCCAGAUGACUCACCACGUGUCGCCCGUUCGGAUGAUGACCUGGGCGAGCCGUUUGUGACGCGGAACCACCACGCGUCGCCCGUUGAUCACAGCCGUCAGCGUUGCGACGGGCGCGGCCCUGCUGGGUCGGGUGGCAGCUACGAUGAUUUCCCUGCAUGCUCGACCGUGGGAAGGGCGGAAAGGGCGGAAAGAGCGGAAAGGGAAAGGCGUUCCGCUGUGGCGGAAGCCUGCUCCCCGUUCGACGCCUCCUCGUCCCCCACAUCCCCUUCCGCCGCCUCUCCCCGCUUCCCCUGCUCCAUCCCCUCGCCUCGGCACAACCCGAUGACAUCGCCUGCUGCCUAUCAGCAAUCGCCACGUCAGCUACUAGCGUCAACCUCUGUGGGCAGCGGUUCGCCUGCGCCUGCCAGGGGGGAGAGGAGGGGCGGCGACGGCCGACACAGGAGCAGCCAGCAGCACAGUUCCUGCGACUCGUGGGACAACAGCGAGCUGAUCUACGACCACGACGACCCAAUGCUGCAAAUAUCACCUUCCCCUUGGUCUCAGAGGGAUUUCUCCGGCCGCCAGCACGCAGAGUUCCAGUCAGACUCGGAGGAGGAAGAGGACUGCCGUGGCGCUGACGGCGGCGGGACUCGCCGCGCCCUGUCUCGGUGGCGCUCUCACUCUCUCGCAGAAGAUGCCAUUGAGGAGGACCCCACUGCGCACCGCGUGCACACUCUCGACCGCCGCCCUGCGCCGUCCCAGUCGCUCCCUGACUGCCGCCUCCCCCGGCGCUCGUGUGACGAGCGCAGCAUGCGACACGCACUUGUGGAUACGAAUGGGGGUACGGGUGUAGAUGUGCGGAGAUCGGGGGAGAAGAUUGGUGCGGGAGAGAAUGCACGGUGGAAGGGGGAAGACUCCUCGGAGAGUGGAGACGAGGUCGUAGAGGCAAUGGGAGAGCGGCAGAGGGAUGUGCAGGAGGCUGGUUUGGAGCGUGGAGAGAACGAGAGGCGUGGCCCAACACUGAAGAAAAUGCAGGGUGGGAUGGACAGUCACCAGACCCGAGAUGCUGUCUGUGAUUUGUCGGAGGACAGCAAGCAACAGUCCAGGCCAGCGGGAAGAAAUGAAGGCCACACACCGUGUCGUGAUGCUGCUGCUGGGGGGGUUAAGGGCUGUGAAAGCAGGGAAGUUCCCAAGAGCAAGCCCAAGAGCAAACUGCAGAGAUCACUGAGCGACGACGAUGAGGAAGACGAACGAGCAGAAAAAGAGGUAAGAGCAAGGGAGGAGGCACGAGCUAAGCUUCAGAAACAGAGGCGCGAUUCCAUACGCUUAGUCAAGCAGCCCGUGAAGAGGGUUCUUCCACGGAAGGUGUCUAAGUGA